Molecule: messenger RNA, 1548 nt
Organism: Cornus florida
Lineage: Eukaryota; Viridiplantae; Streptophyta; Magnoliopsida; Cornales; Cornaceae
Product: tobamovirus multiplication protein 2A
Exons: 7
Coding region: 249-1106 (285 amino acids)
Cellular component (GO): membrane
Source: RefSeq, a predicted model, not a curated record
AAAAGUAGCUUUUCCUCUUUCACUUCGUCUCCUCUCCUCUCCUCUCCUCUCCUCUCUCUCUCUCUCUCUCCUCCUUUCUCUUUGUGGUUUCGAUCUUCGACAGCUCGCAAUCUGAAUCGGAAUUAUUUUCGUUCUCGUAUUGAUAUUGGAAUAAAUGUGGGCUUAUGUUGAAGGAAUCAGAGGAGUUUGAUGAAAUAGAACGGACUUUGUAAGAGUUGUUACUGAAGUAUUUUAAGGAAUUGUAGAAGAUGGCGUGUAGGGGUUUUUUGGAGUGUCUAUUGAAGCUUCUGAACUUCUUGUUGACUCUUGUGGGUCUGGCCAUGGUGGGCUAUGGGAUCUACUUGUUUGUUGAAUACAAAAGAGCAGCUUCUGGUGGUAGCACUUCUAUUGAGCCUACUAGUGAUGAUGUGAUGCAGCUUGGUCGGCCUAUGAUGAUCGCCGUGUCUAUGUCAAGUAGCAUUUUUGAUAACCUGCCAAAAGCUUGGUUCAUAUAUUUGUUUAUCGGUAUUGGUGUGGUUCUCUUCGUCAUAUCUUGUUUUGGUUGUAUUGGAGCAGCAACAAGGAAUGGAUGCUGCCUCACAUGUUACUCCAUAUUGGUUAUCUUGUUGAUCUUGGCGGAACUGGGGUGUGCAGCUUUCAUAUUUUUUGACAAAAGCUGGAUAGAUGAAAUUCCAACUGACAAAACUGGAGUCUUUACUAUGAUAUAUGAUUUUCUUGAAGAGCACUGGAACAUUGUCAAAUGGGUUGCUCUUGGGGUUGUUAUUUUGGAGGCUUUGGUAUUCUUAUUAGCGCUUGUGGUGAGGGCUGCAAACAGACCAGUAGACUAUGACAGUGAUGAUGAGUAUAUAGGUGGCCCAAGGCAACAAAUCCAUCAGCCAUUGAUCAACAACAGGGCACCAGUUCCAACCACCGGGGUCCCUGUUGCUGGUACUCUUGAUCAGGGUCCAAGCAGAAAAGCACUCCGAAAUGACGCUUGGAGCGCACGUAUGAGGGAAAAGUAUGGGCUUGAUACUGCCGAGUUUACAUACAACCCGUCCGAGUCAAACAGGCACCAGCAGGCAGCAGCACAGCCAGCAGAGGAAAGGAGUCGAUGCACCAUCAUGUGAUAAUCAUCAGGGUCUUGCUAAAGUUUGAAAUUGAGUCAGUUCUGGAAACUAUUUUCUUUGACUGGUGUGACUGACAUUGUAUUUUCAGAAAACAAAUCUUUUUUCAUCUUCUUGAGUUUGUACAAAACACAUUCCUAUUUGGUGUGUGAAAUGAUGUAGCACCAUUCGGGUUUUUCAUGACAAUGAGUUCAGAUCUUGUACCGAGUUAUGAGAGAAUCACCGACUUGAACUGGGUAGACCUAAGCCAUUUAGCUUCUGGUUAUUCAACUUGUUUAGCAUUGUUUGAGUAGUGUCUAUAUUGUGGUAAAAUUUAUUAAGUUGGCUGGAUCAUCGUCUGUGAGUCGCUUGUGAAGUCCCUAAAAGUUUAAAGUUUGAGAAGAAUAGUUCCCCUCUUGAAUGUGUAUGGAUCUUCAAUGCAUUCUAACCAAAGUUUCUAAAUUCA